GUAUAAAAGCAGCAGCACGCGAGCCGGCCGGAUAGUAGCUUUGGAAAACUGUUUGGAAAACUGCUCCGCUCCGCUCAGCUCAGCUCUCCAGCGUGUCCCGUUAUCGAAGUUGUUGCCGUUGCCGCAGUUCCAGUUUUUCAUCGUCCUCCUCUUCUUCUUCUGAUUCAGCUAUUUCCAAGCUCUCUCGCUCGCACGCACACAGAGCCAGAAACAGAAACAGCUGAGCGAGCGCUGAGUGAAAAUUUUGUAGUACGCUUCACACGAACUUCUGAAAAAACCCGCAGUCGAAACGCGGCCGCCAAACACAGCACAUCGGCACACGAGGGGCAGAACGAGAAGAAGUAGAGGCAGAAAAUCGGAAAACCAGAAAAGAAUAACUUCUACAAACGAAACGCAGCCAUCAGCACUUGAAACUCCGCCAUAUGUAGGAAAGCAAAGCAAAGAAGCAAAGAUAAAUACGAAAUUAAAAUCUCUGUCCAAACAAGAACAACAACAAAAACGUCUUGAAUUAAAUCAAAACCAUGUGCUGUGCUUAAAUUUAUAAAGGAAACCAGACAGAGCGAGACAGAAAGGGGAAGCGAGAAAGCCCAGAGGAAGGAAAGAGCGAGAGAGAGCUGAACGGGGCGGCAAUUUGCGUUGAUUUUUUAGCAUGUAUUGAAUUGAAAUGUUUAACUAGAAUAACAAAUUUAGUUGUUGAUACUUUUCCAAUUGUUUGUUAAAACGCUGUCGCUAGAAAAUCGAACUCUCCACCACACACACACACACACACAACAAAGUAAACACACAAUAAAACAACCAACCACACGCGAAGUAAAAUCAAAUUCUUGUGAUUAAAGUGCAUUUCUAUACGUACGUUAAACUACAACUAUUCACACCCACGCAAUAUAUUAAACGCAUCGAAAGUCGGUCGAGAUCAAAAGCCUAUAGCCUAUAUAAUCGCAUUCGCAUUCGGUAGCAGCAACAAGCGGCAGACUUUCAUUAUAAAUCCAACAAUCGGCUGAAAACACACAAAAUAGCAGUUGCAACGGCGGCUCUAUGAAGAUGGAAGUGCUCUCAGUACAAAAUCACAUUCAGGGAAAAUUCGGUGUUAAUAAAAUUAAAGACUGGCAAGCUUCGACGGCGCCGUUGGAGGAGGAGGAGGAGCUGAACGCAGGCGUGAACGGGAACACAGCCGCCGGCGAGGGCAUUCUGGACGUCGACGUGGUAGAUGGCCAUCCAGCCUCUGUGCUCCACAUGCGACAGCACCAGGCGCUCAACACCCGCCCACCGGCUACGCCUCCAUCGGCAGGUGGCGGUGGUCCGUUGGCGGGCUUAGGAUCCGUCGGUAUGACCACUCCCAAACAGGCCACGUCGCCGGUGGCCGCGGCCAGUUUUGAGGCGCCCCUUAGCGGUGGCAGUGCAGCCGCCUACCAUCACGCCUACAUGACCAACGUGCUGUCCAGCACCGCCCAGCAGCACCACCCACUGCCCGCAUCGCCGAUGCAGUCGACCGCCGGCGCUCGGUUUGGGGCCGCCGACAAUCUGGACGAUGUGAGCGCCAGCGCAGUGCGGGAACUGUCGCAGCAACUGCAGGCUCAGCUGAGGGAUGCCAAGCGUCGCCACCUGGCCUGCACCGAGGUCACGCUGCCCAACGACCUCACGCAGCGCAUCGCCGCCGAGAUCAUCCGGAUGUCGGAGCGAGAACCAUGCGGCGAGCGCGCUUGCACGCUCUUCAUUGAGUUCGAGAGCGAGCCCAACAAAGUCAAGCGCAUUGCAUACUUUAAGGUGGAUCCGGACACGGUGUCCAUCUUCGAGCUGUACUUGACGUUGAGGCAGGACAAGAGCGGCUGGAGCUCCUUGGUGCCGCAGUUUAUUAAAAACCUUACUCGUAGCAAUACCAUCAACAUCAGUCCCGACUUCACGCUGACCAAGAAAAAGCUCUACUCAUCCGAGUGAGUCGCUCGACGGAGGAGCGGCAUGGAGUGCGAACCAGAAUCGCUGGGCUGCUCAGAACUCAAUCCCUCCGAACAACAACAGUAACAGCAGCAAUCGCAAUACGAACAUCUAUUGGUUGUGCCUCCUUCGUCGCAAUAGCCAAGAUUCAUGAUCUUCAUUAUGGAAUAUAGAGAGAUGAUGUUUAACCCUAGAGGCAAACUUUUGGACCACAAACUAUCAACUUACUCCUGCAAAUAACAAAUCAACUCAACGCUAAAGCAAAAACAAUUAUUUUGGAACCUAAGCUCUAAAACAAAACCAAAAAACCAAAACGAAAACAAAAACAAAUCAACUGCAGUUGCAGGCAACUCAAAACUCUUAUUGGACUGACUUUUUGGCUUAAACAAAAAAGGUACUUUUUGAAAAACGAAAAAAAUCGCAAAAAAAAGAAGUAUUGAAAACGAGGAUAGAGUGAGGAGAACACAAAAAACCAUAAGGAAUAUUCAAAAUAUUGUAAAACGUUAAGGCAGACAAGCAGAAGAAAACUUCACUCAGUGAACGGUUGUCGGUGAUCCGUUUUAAAUUGAAUACAAAAGGCAAAACCCCCGGAUGGAAGUAUAGAGUAUUAUCCCAAUUUGUAUGUAUGGAUGUGUGUACACCAUCACCUUGUAUCAUCAACAUAAUCCAGGAAUCAAAUGUAGCUAAUAUAUUAUGUAUAACUUCAGUGCAUAAUGUAUGGCACAUGUCGUUUGUCACGAUUCAAUUAGGCUAUUACUUCUAAAUGCAUGCAAACAUACAUACAUACAUCUAUAUACCGUGUAUUGAGAAACAGAAAUCCAACAAAUUUUCUAUAUAUAUGAGAGCAAACAAUAAGAAUCGGAAUCGAUCAAUCGAAGCAGUAAGAGGAAAGUUAAUAAUAACAAAUAUAAAAACAAAGUUGAUGUGAUAUUAUAUAAUAAUUAUGAAUAUUGAUAAACGCAUACACACUCACGAAUACACUCACAUACAUAAAGAAA
Molecule: messenger RNA, 2930 nt
Organism: Drosophila simulans
Lineage: Eukaryota; Metazoa; Arthropoda; Insecta; Diptera; Drosophilidae
Product: protein charybde
Exons: 4
Coding region: 1036-1935 (299 amino acids)
Biological process (GO): regulation of TOR signaling; apoptotic process; negative regulation of signal transduction
Cellular component (GO): cytoplasm
Source: RefSeq, a predicted model, not a curated record